Plutella xylostella (diamondback moth) is the source of this 976-nucleotide messenger RNA. RefSeq lists its product as uncharacterized. The record is from RefSeq and is a predicted model, not a curated record. NCBI's taxonomy places the organism in Eukaryota, Metazoa, Arthropoda, Insecta, Lepidoptera, Plutellidae.
GAACUUCAACUAUGUCUGCAAAUAAUUCAACAAUCGAGACCUUAAAAAUAAAACUAAGAUCUGCAACCAAGCAGAAGCUAACCAAUGAACGAGAAGCAUACAAACUUCGGAAUAUAGAUCGUUGUUUAACCGAAGAUAUAGCGAUGACCAAGAAUGAAAUUGAACACCAACAAGACCAAUUACGGGAUAUUCAAGAGCAGAUUUCACAGGCUUUCCACCAAAUAACUAUGGUGGAUAUUUGUAAAUCGUCUGAAAGGGUGAAAAUAGAAGCUCAUGUAAACGGCCUGUUUAAACAUAAAGAAGGAUUUGAUGUUUUGUUUAAUAAAGAGAAAGAAAAAGCGGAACUUCAAUCCAAAGAGUUGCGAGACAAGGAGGCGGAAUACAAAGAGCUGGCAACACAGAAGCAGCUGCAGCUGCAACAGAAGAACGAGGAGUUGCUGCGUGAGGCCACGGCUGUGGAGGCGGAGGCUGACGGUCUGGAGCAAGAGUGCGCCGUGCUCAAGAAAAGAAAUGCUGCGAUUAUGCUGAAACUAAGACGCAAAUUAGUAGAAACUGAAGAUAUCAGACGUGAUCUAAUGAAGAGAAAGGCGGAAGCAGAUUCUUGCCCUAAAGACAUCGUGUGAUAUAAGUAUUAUAAAUGUAGAACUACAUACUUAAGUACUAUACUUACUAAAGUUUCUGCCAAACAAAUAAAAACACGUUGUAUUACACACAUGGCUCAUACUUUAUUUAAAAUAAUAAAUACUUACCUAACUUAUUAAUUAUGUAACUGCUUGUCAACACAAACAUAUAGAGCAAAAUGAACACCUAUUAAACAAAUAAAGUAACUGAAUGUAAUAUUAUCUUCAAAAUCAUUAGUAGGUAAGUAUAAGUAUAUAUAAUCACGAAAGAUGACCAAAAAUUGGGACAGGAUAUUAAAUAUAUUUAUGAUAGUGAAUCGAAAGCUCAUCAGACUAUCACGCCAUCCCGAAGCCGA